GUUCGUCCAAAAACUGCAUAUGCGUCAAAAUCAAGUGCAAAGUUUUCAAAACAUUGGCUAAGGAAAUUGAAGUGCUUAGUUUAAUGCGAAAUAACUGGAAAUAGAAAUCGUUUGCUGUGUAUUUUUUCGGUUCCCGUUAGAUUCUGUUCAAACGCAAGCAGUUUCCGAUCGAAUUCGGAACUUUACGUCCCUCGCAAUGUCUGAAUCAUACGAUUAUCUGUUCAAGUUUCUCAUCAUCGGCCGAGCUGGAAGUGGAAAAUCGUGUCUGCUGCAUCACUUUAUCGAAAAUAAAUUUAAGGAAGACAGUUCACACACAAUUGGAGUCGAGUUCGGUUCCAGGAUCGUUAAUGUUGGUGGUAAAUCGAUCAAACUGCAAAUUUGGGACACGGCUGGUCAGGAGCGAUUCCGUUCUGUCACACGAUCCUACUAUAGGGGAGCUGCUGGUGCUUUACUGGUGUACGAUACGACUUCUCGGGACAGCUUUAAUGUUCUUUCCAACUGGCUAAAUGAUGCCCGGACGCUCGCUUCGCAGAACAUUUGCAUUUUGCUGGUGGGAAAUAAGAAGGAUUUGGAGGAAGAGCGAGAAGUGACGUUUUUGGAAGCAAGUAACUUUGCCCAGGAAAAUGAGCUGAUAUUUUUGGAAACUAGCGCCAAAACGGGAGAAAACGUUGAGGAAGCUUUUUUGAAGUGCUCGAAAACGAUUUUGGCGAAGAUCGAAACCGGAGAGUUGGACCCGGAACGAAUUGGUAGUGGCAUUCAGUAUGGGGAUACAUCGAUGCGGAAUGCCGGUGGAGCUGGAUUGGCAGGGGCCCGCCAGCAGAGCAGCGGAAGACGUCGAACGCCAGAUUGUGCCGGUGGAUGCCGACCGUAAAGGUGCAUGCAUUUUUUGUGCAAGGCAAAUUAUUCCUUCUGCCUGUGGAAAAAAAAUUUUCUCUCUGUUGUAUUUGCAAAAUUUGUAGGUUUUAGUCCGACAACCGCUUGAAACUAGCGAAUCCUUUAGUGGUGAUUGGGGUAAGUAAAAUGAGCAUACAAGCAUGUACAAUAAUUAUUGGAAAAAACUUUUAAAGACGAAUUGUGCAUUCUAUAUUUAUUUUGGCUUUUCUAUCACCGUUUAUUGACAUUUAUUUACACACAAGAGUAGGGGCAAGUUGAAAAGUAUAGCCACAGACUGCAACUAUCUAUUUGAAAAUCUGCUAAUUUAUCGGUAAUCUCUAUUAUAAGUGAUGCUAUAUAGUUUAUUGAUAUUUGCGAACCUUAUUUCCAAACCAGAUUUUUAUUCCGUUUGUCUAAGCAUAUACUUAUUUCUCUAGCAGUAGUUUGCUAACCUUUUAAGCAGCUCUCGAUUAGACACUUAACCGAAACAAAACUGAGAUACGUUAGUUGUUUUUGAUGUUGAUUAGAGAUUAAACUUGUGUACGCACCGUGUACUAUACGAAGGAGAGCAAGAAGAAAAUCAAUGAAUAUCUUUCGAAUGUUUAUUUAAACCACAAUAAAGUAAGUAUCGUAAACAAAUAUGUUCCAAUUGUCUUGAAGACGGUAGUUUAUUGAUAAA
Molecule: messenger RNA, 1552 nt
Organism: Wyeomyia smithii (pitcher-plant mosquito)
Lineage: Eukaryota; Metazoa; Arthropoda; Insecta; Diptera; Culicidae
Gene: Rab4
Product: ras-related protein Rab-4B
Exons: 3
Coding region: 197-871 (224 amino acids)
Biological process (GO): Rab protein signal transduction; regulation of endocytosis
Cellular component (GO): endosome
Molecular function (GO): GTP binding; GTPase activity
Source: RefSeq, a predicted model, not a curated record